Seriola dumerili (greater amberjack) is the source of this 1907-nucleotide messenger RNA. RefSeq names its product transmembrane protease serine 2-like. The coding region runs from base 376 to 1776 and encodes 466 amino acids. Gene Ontology annotation, molecular function: serine-type endopeptidase activity; protein binding. Gene Ontology annotation, biological process: proteolysis. Gene Ontology annotation, cellular component: membrane. The transcript has 13 exons. NCBI's taxonomy places the organism in Eukaryota, Metazoa, Chordata, Actinopteri, Carangiformes, Carangidae. The record is from RefSeq and is a predicted model, not a curated record.
UAAGUAACUGUCCUUAUUGUGCUUGUUGUGUGCUCAGGAGGGAAACUUCAAACCGAUGCCGAUGAGGAGGUGUGAGGAGCUGUGACCACUCAGGCGACCAUGUGAGCUCUUUAUUUGAUCAGUGGUGUGAGACUGAAGAGAGAGCAGAAAAGGGCAAAUGUGAGAGGAGGUGACAGAGAUCUGAACUGUAUCUUUCCAGGGAGCAGAGCUGUGAACAUUUUUCUCUUACAGUUUCAAUUACUCUUGGAGUGGACACUGAUACCGACUAGAUCAUUUACUUGCAAAAUUGGGGUUUGAAUUAUAUGAGGAAGACUUCAGGAAGAUUCUUCCACUGCAUCCAUCAGUGAAUGAAGGGUAUUGUUGCUUAAACAGAAAAUGACCACCAAACCGUAUCUGGACUCAGGUUCUCGUUUCAUCCACGAAGACGGAGACUGGAAACUUCCUCCACCCACCCGUUCAGAUGUGAAGCCUCAGUAUGUUCACCGUCUGGCUCCAAACCCGCCACCUGAGAUCAGCGUCUCCGUCCCCAAGCAUAAAGAUGUAAAACAGAGGUGUGUUAAGUUCACUGUGGCUGCGGUGAUCUGUCUGCUGCUCCUCCUGCUGCUGGUUGGAAUCCUUUUGGCUUAUUACUUUUCCUCGCCCUGUGUGCACGGGAUGCAGUGUGGUGAUGGGAGCUGUGUGUGGGAGUCCCAGUGGUGUGACGGAGUGACAGACUGUCCAGCUGGCCAGGACGAAGCGAACUGUGUGAGGCUGCAUGGUUCCAGCUUCCUUCUCCAAAUCUACUCGACUCAGACUAAAACCUGGAGGACUGUUUGUUCUCACGGCUGGACCGAGCAGCAGGGCAGAGCGAGCUGCCAGACCGUUGGAUACAGCAGGGGGACAUAUUUUAAAUCUGGCCAACAGAAGACUGACUCUGAUGAUGGAUUCUUAAUGGUGAAGUCUGAUUUCAACCCGGAGGCUUUCAUACUGCAACAGCUUGAACUCAGCAACACAUGCCCCAACAACAGGGUGGUGACAUUGCAUUGUACUGAUUGUGGGAACGGGGUGAACUCGAGCAGGGCCUCUGGGGGCCAGCAGGCCUCCCUUGGGUCCUGGCCUUGGCGGGUCAGCCUGCAGGUUGCGGGCUCCCACCGCUGUGGAGGAGCCAUCAUCUCCCCCUUCUGGAUACUGACUGCAGCACACUGUGUGGCCAGGGCCUCCAGCUCCAGUGACUGGGCAGUGUAUGCCGGGAUAGUGGAUGCACUAGGUACUCUGUUUAACCCUGCGUACUCUGUGAGUCGCAUCAUUGCCCAUGAAGACUACAAGAGCCACACUCGCAGGAAUGACAUUGCUCUGAUGAGGCUCACCAAACCCCUGGACGUCACAGCCUCCAGUAAUAUCAGACCUGUGUGCCUCCCAAAUGUUGGUCUAAACUUCAGUGCACCUCAGAAGGCCUGGAUAACACAAUUUGGUCACGCAGCAAAUGGAGACUCUUCAUACCUGAUGGAGACUCAGGUCUCGCUCAUAGAAACUGCAGAGUGCAACAGCUCCAUUGCUUACAAUGGCAGGAUAUCACAGGACAUGUUAUGUGCCAGAGAGAUGGAAGCAGGAACGGGCAUGUGCCAUAGUGACAGUGGCGGGCCUCUGCUGUCUCUGACAAAUGGGCUAUGGUGGCUCACAGGGGACAGUAUUUGGGGGGAACACUGUGCUGAGCAGAACAAACCAGGUGUUUAUGGCAACGUCACCUAUUUUCUGGACUGGAUCUACCGCCAGAUGAAGAAGCAUCAAGAUGACUGAUGACAGGACCAAAGAUGAACUUUCUGACAUGUUUGUGUUUACAAUUUUUUUUUUAAGUGAGACACAUUUUAAUGCCUCAUCAAUAUCUAUAUCACUAACAUAACUUAUUUCUUUAUUUUAUUGGUAUUCUU